GGGCUGUAUCUUCUGCCACUGUUACAUGCUACAGACAAUUUCUAGAAAUGCUCUGUAUGCACAAGGACAGUACAUAGGGAAGAUCAGAGAAUAUUUUUACUAUAUCAAUCAUGAGGGAAUGUUGUUCCUGGAUGAUGCUCCGUAUAAGAAUUUCACCUCGGCUUACAAAGUGACCAUUCCGAUGAGCGCUAGUAAAAGCGGCAUUAUUAAGAUGUUGCUUUCCUGAACUUCUUCUACAAACAGUUACGGAUGAACACUACCGAUCGCUUCGCUGAUAAAUUCCCAUAUAUAAGUCGUUGUGGGUUAGAACGAAACUAUCUGAGAUGCGAUGAUCGUCCGAUAGUAUUCACUGAUUUUGAAGAGGAUGGAAAAUUGCUACGAAUUGGCCAAUCUACAAGGACUUUUCCGUUUGAGCCAGCUUCGCUGUCAAUGCUGAGUAAUGGACGCCUAUAUCACAAAGCACCUUUCUGUGACUAUGGUCUCGUAAUGUCGAGAACAGCGGAUAAACUGUUCCCGCUCUUUACUUUUGAUGGUGAUGGCUAUCCAUUAGCGUUUCGAUGGAAGGGUAAUGUGUACACGCUGACAAAUGAAAUACGGAAAGUGGUCGAACAUCAAGAAUGAACUAUGUGUUACCCUCUACCUUAAAGGCAGUAGACAGGCAAAAUGGACCCCUGUCAGAUUUUGGUAGUUUCGGGUAGUGGACCC
This is a messenger RNA of Cylicocyclus nassatus, 705 nucleotides long. The record is from the annotation of a GenBank genome assembly. NCBI's taxonomy places the organism in Eukaryota, Metazoa, Nematoda, Chromadorea, Rhabditida, Strongylidae.